Mustela lutreola (European mink) is the source of this 339-nucleotide messenger RNA. RefSeq names its product prostate and testis expressed 2 (gene PATE2). Lineage: Eukaryota; Metazoa; Chordata; Mammalia; Carnivora; Mustelidae. The coding region runs from base 1 to 339 and encodes 112 amino acids. The transcript is spliced from 4 exons. The record is from RefSeq and is a predicted model, not a curated record.
AUGCAGAGAAUUGACUAUAACUGGGCAAGAAUAAAAGCAGACAGGCAAAGAAAAGAAAAUUGCCUUGGACCGGAGAUUACCAACACAUGCUAUAAAUGUAGAAAAUACCAUCUUGGGUUGUGCUAUGACACCAUGAAGACCUGCACCCUAAAGGACCAACAAUCCUGUGCUGUUGAGAACCUUUACUUCCUUACAAGAAAAGGGCGGAGUAUGUACUAUUAUUCUAAACUGUCAUGUAUUACCAACUGCGAGGACAUCAACUUCCUGAGUUUUGAAAAAAGGACAGAGCUCAUCUGUUGCAAACAUAGUAACUAUUGCAACCUCCCUGAGGGGGUCUAG